Molecule: messenger RNA, 822 nt
Organism: Phytophthora infestans T30-4
Lineage: Eukaryota; Oomycota; Peronosporomycetes; Peronosporales; Peronosporaceae
Exons: 2
Coding region: 1-822 (273 amino acids)
Source: RefSeq, a predicted model, not a curated record
AUGGUUCCACGGUCUGCACCUCAGCCGCAACGCGGCUUGAUGGUAGCGGACGAAAAGCUCCAGUUUUGGCGCCGACAUGCUCUUACCCGCGCGCUGAGUGCGUGGAUUCGAGUUUGUUGCGACUUCAACAUUACUCAAGCGAGGCAGAGCCGACUGCUUGCCUUGCAGACUCAAGCACACGCUCGUGAAGCGGAACAACGAGCGAUCAGCGCGAAUCUGGAGCGGCACAAGGCUGAUAAAAAUGAAGACGCCACAGAGUUGCUGACACUGCUCGCCAGAUCUCGCGAGGCGCAGGAGCAGCGAUUUCAGCGACGACAACUGUAUGCCCAGCGACUUGCCAGUGCUAUCCAGCAACGCGAUCUUGCUCGAGCAUGUGUGGCUAAGCAGGACAGUGCUGUCAAGGUAUUGGAGACUGAGCUGCAAGAUGUCUCAAAUCAAUUGAAGAGGGCUCGGCAGGCUGAAGACGACUGCGCACAGUACGCGCGCGACCUGCAUGUACUCAAGCGACAGAUCGAGAACGCCUCUGUCAAGGUCAAUGCUGCUCGGUUUGACCAGCGCCAGCAAGCCUCUCAAGUGGAGACUCAAGAGCAGGAGCCACAGUCGAGCUUGUCACAGCGCAGCAUUCUACCGACACCUAUUAUGAAGACGCCCCGAGCGCGAGAUUACGCUGAUGAAAACAACUCUGUGCAACAAAGCCGACUUGGCAGCACACGACGUAGCGUCACGCUUGGACAGCAGUUUGUCUGUGGCGUGCCUGGCUGCAUGUGCGGCAUCCCACGCGACGUCUUCCUGCGUGUGGCCGGAGCACUGAACGACGAGUGA